This is a messenger RNA of Pestalotiopsis fici W106-1, 3303 nucleotides long. RefSeq lists its product as uncharacterized. NCBI's taxonomy places the organism in Eukaryota, Fungi, Ascomycota, Sordariomycetes, Amphisphaeriales, Sporocadaceae. The transcript is spliced from 2 exons. Gene Ontology annotation, cellular component: nucleus. Gene Ontology annotation, biological process: protein desumoylation. Bases 1 to 3303 code for a protein of 1100 amino acids. The record is from RefSeq and is a predicted model, not a curated record. Gene Ontology annotation, molecular function: deSUMOylase activity.
AUGGCAGGACAACUACCAGCCAGUCCUUCGCCCUCUCAGAGCAGCGAAAGGCUACGUAUUCUAUUGCGUGACGAGUGGGAGGCCCAUCGGGAAGGGCGCAAGAACGCCCGCGAAGUCGGUGCCCCCAGCCUACCAUUUGCCUACGCGCCCACAAACCUGCGUACCUACAAAGGCCGGCAAGUCAAUAGCUUCAGGGCUCCAAACCCAGGUUUGACACGCUUUCGACUUCCUGGCGAGAGCGACAUCGUUUACCCUGACGACCCCGUUCGUCCAAGCAAGAAGAUCGCCGCUAAGCGCGCAAUUGAUGAGAUCGCUACCCCGAACGAUACUGAACAAUCAUCAUCCAAGCGCCAGAAGGUGCCACUUGCAUCUACCCCCCUCAUCACCUCCAACUUUGGAUCUCGCAUUCGCGCUAAGCGCGCUUUUCAUGAGAUCGACACCACGGACGAACCUGUCAGAGUUCGGACCGCCGCUUGGGUUAAUACUACGCCCUCCGCCAAGCGCCAGAAGGUGCUCCUUCCCUCUACUCAAACCGAUCCCGACUCUGGAUCUCACAUUCGCGGAACCCAGCGAAUUCCCGCUAAGCGCGCUUUUCACCAGAUCGCCUCGGACGACACUGCAGCAGUUGAGAUUGCCACAUCGGCCAAUACUACACCCUCCUUCAAGCGCCAGAAGAAGGCGCCCGCUCCUACUGCUGAGCCCACCAGUGACUCUGACGACGAGGGCUCUGUCACCAGGAGUCUCUCGCCCAUAAAGGGUGACGACUAUCAAAUUCAAAGUUUCCCUCCCAUCAAGUGCCACAAGCUCAAGGACCUGGUAACUCAGCGCUCCCAGAAAAGCAGCCACACAGAGGAACUGCCCACGGAGCGCGCCCUUCUCAACUUUUCAACAAUCCUACGACCCGAGAAGAUCAAAGCUGGCAACAACACCUCAGAGGAGAAGCUUGGCUCAGAGAAGCUCAGCUCACAGGAAACUGCCACAAAACGACCUCUUCUUCUGUAUCCAACAAGCCGGCGAUUUAGAGAGAUUAAAGCCGACAACAACACCUCUGAUAAGCCCAGCUCAGGAAGGUAUGCCACAGAGCGUUCUCUUCUUCAGUAUUCAACAACAGCAACCCAGCGAUUCGAGAAGCUCAAAGCUGCCAGGAACAUCUCCAAGGAGAAUUCCAGCUCAAGCAAGUCUACCUCUACGCGCCCUCCUCUUCAGUAUUUGACGAGCCGACGAUUUGAGGAGAACACAGCCGACAAAGACACCUCUGAAGAGAACCUCACCGCCGAGCGCCCUCGUGUUCGAUAUUUGAUAAGUCGACACUCCGAGAAGCUUGAAGCUUUCAAGAAAACGGCCGCCUACACCCAAUCUACCCGCAGGCUCACUACUCACAACGAAACUAGCCGUGCCCAGAUUAUUGCUGAAAGAGGACUUUACACUCGCUUCCCUAUCGCUUCUUCCGAUCAGAGGCGCAUAUUGACAGACUUUGCUCAGCUUCGUCGACCUCUUGAGAGAAGAGUUUCUGAGCAGCAAGAGUUUCGCCAGCAAAGAGCACAACAGCUUCCAGAAGCCAAUGCUCAGGGCAUUCAACAACCACGUCAUCAGGAGUGGCAGCUCUUACCGUGUAUACUAGUAAUUCUACACAUCGUCAUGGCCAUAACAACUCGGCUCUGGACUGUUGCCACCUUUUUGCAGAAAGUCUUCACAAACCCUCGUCAGAUACUCUAUCAGAAUGUCAAUCAUGGUGACUCAGCCCGCGAUGAAUCAGCCGAAGAUCAAAACACCCAAACCAACAGACUCCUCCCUGGAACGUUUCCAGGUACAAAUGAGGAUAAUCCGCAAGACGCAUUGCAAUCUCCUCAACCUCUACCUCUCGAUGAUGUAAACAAUAAUGCCAGACAAAAUGGCACUUUGCCUGAGGAGCAGGACGCAGCAAUGAACACAUCUCCAGUUCGCAAUAUUUACCCCACAGAAGAUCAUGUCACAGCUUCUUCCACGAAUACAACCACAGACAUCGUUCAACACGAAGAUACCGCAGCAACCUCCUCAGUUUCUCUCUCAUCCCGAGAUGGGCGUAAGCUAUCAGAUGCACAUUCGACAGUCGAAACAGACCUACCACAACAGGAGAUACAGAGAUCUUCCCGUAAAUACAGCGACUCGUCCGAGGAAUGGAGGCAUCAUGAUGCCGCCCGACGGCAGUUGUACCAUGAAGCCUUCGACAGAAACUAUUCCUAUGAGAAAGACCAGAUUCUUGCGAAGGAUCAAUAUCGAUCAACCGGCUUGACCCCAGCACAAAACCUCGAGUGUGUGCAAAGAGCUUCAGUUUUAUCCAAGGCAGCCAAACCCAAGUCCAGACCUACGUACAAGAACCCAAGAAGCUUCUUCGACGAUGAGAACCAACACUCACUUCCGCACCGCACGCGCACGACUUUGAAGCCCAACCAUCAUAAGUUGGAGGAAGACGGCCAAGAUCGUGCCGCUCGUGAAAAGAGAGAACAGGAAUUGGCAGAACAGAAGCGCUACGAAGAAGCCAACGCAAAGCUAAAGAAUCUAGGGCUAAGCGUACCACGAGCUCCUGUCAUUAUUAAGAUAAAUGACAAGUGGGAGGGCCAAGUCCACAAUACACAAAAACCUGCUUUCAAGCCCCUCAAGACCUGCGCUCCAGAACCCGUUGAAUUUGGACACCGGGACUUCCUUCGACUGGUCCCCCGAGGAACCUGGUUGAAUGACAGUUGUAUCCAGGCCGCAACCCAGUAUGGCGCCGAUUACAUCAACAAAGCCGCUGGUGUUACACUGAAAAAAGACACGCCAAGGUGCGUUGCUCUAAACAGUUUUUUCUGGAGUUCACUAGUGAGCUCGGGUGUCUCUGGCAAGGAGCGCAUGCUUAAGCGAGUCUGGGGUCUGACUCCCCAAAACUUCCUCGACGUGGAAUCCCUUAUCAUACCCAUCAACGCGGAUGCUCAUUGGACAUUUAUCUUUGUGCGCCCACAACGUCGUGAGAUUGCCUAUGUGGACUCAUUCCACACCCGAAACCAAAAACGAAUCGACAAGGCGCUCGAAUUCGUUGCAGCAUUCCUGGGUCCGCGCUUCAAGGAGGACGAGUGGAAGCAAGUGUCCUUCAAUGUGCCACGUCAAACCAACUCGUAUGACUGUGGCAUGUUUGUGAUUACAAACUCACUUUUGUUGUCACUCGGCUUAGAUCCGAGUGACUAUACGGAGCCUGAAAUGGGCCACCAAAGAAGCAACAUUGCGGCCAUGAUUUUGAACGGCGGAUACCAUGGCGAUUUUGAUCUUAAAAAGCUGUACAAGCUGUGA